GAUAUUCGCCAACGGUGUCCGGCGGGUCCUCCGUGCUACAACUUCUCGAAUGUGCCAAAUUUCUUGAACCAGGAGUCAGUUAGACAAGCACUUGGUGUUGGAGACAUAAAAUUUGUUACCUGUAAUCUUUCUGUAUAUGAUUCGUUGAAAACGGACUGGAUGAAGAAUUACGAAGUAGUUAUUCCUGCACUACUAGAGAAUGGGGUCAAGUUACCUGUAUACGCUGGAGAAUAUGAUCUUAUUUGCAACUGGCUCGGAAACUCGAGAUGGGUCGAUGCUAUGGUAUGGUCGGGACAGAAAAACUUUGUAUCGGCACCUUCUAUUCCAUUUAAGGUAGAUGAAGUGGAGGCGGGUUUACAGAAAAGCUCUGGACUUCUCACUUUCCUCAAGGUCCAUAAUGCCGGUCACUGGGUUCCAUUGGAUCAACCAAAAGCAUUACUAGAAAUGAUAAAGAGAUGGUUGCAAGGCAUUCCUCUGUGAAGAACAACAGCA
Molecule: messenger RNA, 492 nt
Organism: Olea europaea var. sylvestris
Lineage: Eukaryota; Viridiplantae; Streptophyta; Magnoliopsida; Lamiales; Oleaceae
Product: serine carboxypeptidase-like
Exons: 2
Biological process (GO): proteolysis
Molecular function (GO): serine-type carboxypeptidase activity
Source: RefSeq, a predicted model, not a curated record